This is a messenger RNA of Doryrhamphus excisus (bluestripe pipefish), 2570 nucleotides long. RefSeq names its product 5-hydroxytryptamine (serotonin) receptor 1A a (gene htr1aa). Gene Ontology annotation, molecular function: G protein-coupled serotonin receptor activity. Gene Ontology annotation, biological process: regulation of hormone secretion; regulation of behavior; adenylate cyclase-activating adrenergic receptor signaling pathway. The record is from RefSeq and is a predicted model, not a curated record. Lineage: Eukaryota; Metazoa; Chordata; Actinopteri; Syngnathiformes; Syngnathidae. Gene Ontology annotation, cellular component: plasma membrane.
UCAUCCACGUCGUCACCAAGCUCAGAUGACUCUAAACACCAGUGAGCGCGUCCGACUGUCAACUCUCACAUGAUCACAUACGCACAUGUAAAGCGUGCACACUCACGCACACACACAAACGAACACAAACAAACACGCGCACACACAUACACACGGCGUGCGUCAUGCGUCCUGAGAGUAACUCGGUACCUCGGCUGGAGCGCGUCAAGACGCACACGAUGAGCUCCAUCGGCGGCAGCGGCUGAGGGCUGACAGCCCGCUUCCCUGCUCACCUCGCCCGGCUGCAUGCCCUCCCCGCACCGCCCCGGGAAAGUUGCACUCCAACUAUGGAUUACCUCACUGCCAGAGGCAACCACAGCAACGCCACAAAGGGCUACCCUCCAUGGGUGGAGGUGGUCGCGGACUGGCUCGGCUCUGACAACGGCACCGGUUCGACAGGAUCCUUCCCCUACGUGGAGUUGGGCUACCAGGUUGUCACGUCCCUGCUCCUGGGGGCCCUCAUCCUGUGCUCCAUAUUUGGCAACGCGUGCGUCGUGGCUGCCAUCGCCCUGGAGAGGUCCCUCCAGAAUGUGGCCAACUACCUGAUCGGAUCCCUGGCCGUGACGGACCUCAUGGUAUCGGUGCUGGUGCUGCCCAUGGCGGCCCUGUACCAGGUUUUGAACAAGUGGACUCUCGGCCAGGGGAUCUGCGACUUGUUUAUCUCUUUGGACGUGUUGUGCUGCACGUCCUCCAUCCUGCACCUGUGCGCCAUCGCUUUGGACCGCUACUGGGCCAUCACGGACCCCAUAGACUAUGUCAACAAGCGCACCCCGAGGAGAGCCGCGCUCCUCAUUAGCGUCACUUGGCUGGUGGGCUUCUCCAUCUCGAUCCCGCCCAUGUUGGGAUGGAGAAGCGCCGAGGACCGAGCCAACCCAUACGCCUGCAUUAUCAGCCAGGAUCCGGGCUACACCAUCUACUCCACUUUUGGGGCGUUCUACAUCCCCCUCAUCCUCAUGCUGGUCCUCUACGGGCGGAUCUUCAAGGCGGCUCGCUUCCGGAUUCGAAAGACAGUGAAGAAAGAGAAAGUAAAAGCUGACAGAUGUUUGACUUUAUCUCCGGCGGUGCUCCACAAAAAGAGCAACGGAGAAGCCGGGGGGAGGGCCUGGGUCAACGGCGCCGUGCAGUUCGGCGACGAGGGCGAAUCUCUGGAGGUGAUGGAGGUGAGCAGCUCAAAGAGCCACCUGGCCCUGCCCAACACCCCGCAAUCAUCCUCGCACGAAAACCUCAACGAGAAGAACUGUGGCGCCAAGAGGAAGCUGGCCCUGGCCCGGGAGCGAAAGACGGUGAAGACGCUGGGCAUCAUCAUGGGCACCUUCAUCUUCUGCUGGCUGCCCUUCUUCAUCGUGGCUCUGGUGCUGCCUUUUUGCGCCGAGAGCUGUUACAUGCCCGAGUGGCUGGGCGCCGUCAUCAACUGGCUGGGCUACUCCAACUCCCUGCUCAACCCCAUCAUCUACGCUUACUUCAACAAGGACUUCCAAAGUGCUUUCAAGAAGAUCCUCAAGUGCAAAUUCCACAGGCCGUGAACGUGACAUUACACUUUGGGUACACCUGCAACAAUUCCCGAGAUCCAAAUCAGGAGCUGCAUUAUCAACAAAGAUUGUAAUGAGUUUGCAAUGAGCAUUAACUUGGACUUAAGAAUAUAAUUAUCAUUAUGCUUGCUGUGCAUUGGAUCACAUUGUGUGUAUUGACGAGGUAAAACGUUUUGUAGCACAGCUCUCCCUACAGUUGUGAAGUUGAAAUUACAGCACAAAGAGACUCCCAUUUGAUUGACAGGUGUAUUAAGUUGCUAUUUUUAAUGAAUAAACAGUCAAGAAAAGUUAAGUAACUUUACUUAGGGCAAUAUAUGUUCCAUUUAAUACUAUUUAUAUUUAUAUACAAUACUGUCCAGUAGUAUUUUUACUGUAUUAUUUGUAAGAUUAUGUGUUCUCCAUUGUUAUUAUUUAAAGCAAUAUUAAAUAAAUUGAAAAAUUAAAUAAAUUAAUUAAAUCAAUAUUUGAAAAAAUAAUAAUAUACAUAUUUAUUAAUUUUAUAUUAUCUAUACUUUAUAUACAGUAUGGUUAUUUAAUUAAAAUGUAAUAAUUUAAGAAUAAUUUUCUUUUGCAAAUGCAGUAUUCUGAUGCAUCUCUGGAUCUCAUGAGGGUGCAGGUGUACCUAAUAAAGUGUCCACUGAGCUUUCAUAGUGAAUCACGUUUUGGAUGAUUAAUAUGAGAAAGAAUUAAUCAAGGGGACAUGUUAACUGACUGUAUGGAGAGCAAAAAAAGAACAAUAAUGCACAGACUUGAAUUCAGGCUCAGUAUGUGCUGUGUGUCUAUGAGGCCUCUGGUGCCACAACAAAAUAUGAUCAUACAUGCCAGCUCACCGUUUAUCCAGUGUCGUGCCCACUGUGUUUGUUGCCUCUAUGCAACAGCAGUCAGCGUUGCCGUGUGCUUAACCCAUACAUGUCUUUGUCAUGAGACACAUGAAGGUGUGUGGGACGGGUAACAUCAUGAGCUUUGUAGCACUGAAACAACAAUAAAAAGCAAUCCAAUUCA